Trichosurus vulpecula (common brushtail) is the source of this 1529-nucleotide messenger RNA. Its product is annotated as zinc finger protein 3-like. Gene Ontology annotation, biological process: regulation of transcription by RNA polymerase II. Gene Ontology annotation, molecular function: RNA polymerase II cis-regulatory region sequence-specific DNA binding; DNA-binding transcription factor activity, RNA polymerase II-specific. The transcript has 3 exons. The record is from RefSeq and is a predicted model, not a curated record. NCBI's taxonomy places the organism in Eukaryota, Metazoa, Chordata, Mammalia, Diprotodontia, Phalangeridae. Bases 834 to 1460 code for a protein of 208 amino acids.
GUCAAUGUUCCUAGAGAUUUGACUUUGAACACUCUGAAAACUGAAUAUAGAAUCAGUGACUUUCAAGGAUGUGGCUGUGAACUUCACCUGGGAGGAGUGGGGCUACUUGGACACUUUCCAGAAGGAGAUUUAUUGGGAGGUGAUGCUGGAGAACUACAGGAACCUGGUCAGCCUGGAUUGGAAUGCCAGGCCUCAGACCAAGGAGUCCUCUCCUGAGAUGGAUAUUUCAAUGGAGAACUUAUCCCAGCAAAAUUCCUUGUGGGAUGAUCCAUGCAUCUCCAAGUUGAGGAAAACCUGGGAGUGUUGUGGCAGGCUGAAGAAAGAGCAGAGCAAUAAGAGAAACAUUCUAGAGAAGGAAAAGUAAUACAAACAGAGCCUGCCAGUGGAGUCAGAGGCUCUGAAUACAGUAGAUACAGCCAAAUCUCUAGCCCAGAGCCACAAUGGGGAGUAUCUAUAGUUAUGUAUGUCCAUAAAGGUGAUAACCAGAGAAGGGGUUUCACCAUAGAGUCAGACCAAAGACAAUGUAAUCAAAUCUGUUCAAAAAAGAAAUAUUCUGAGGUUAUCAAAUAUCAGAAAGCUUUCAGUUAUGAUUUUGACCCCUUCAAAAAUAAGAAAUACAUGCUGAAGAGCAACCUUAUGAAAGUAGGAAUUCUUUCCUCCUGAAUAAUGAACUUAUUCUACACCAGGGAACUGAUCCAGGAAAAAAAUGUUAUGAAUUGACUAAAUGUGAGAAGAUAUUCUGUCAGAAGGCAGAUCUUAAUCACCACUCUAGUAUUCAGAGUAAAAACAAAUCUUAUGAAUGCAGUGAAUGUGGAAAGGCCUUCAAGUAUAAGAUGAAUCUUACACAACAGCACAGAAUUCAUACUGGAGAAAAACCUUUUGAAUGCAGUGACUGUGGAAAGGCCUUCUACCAGAAGACAGAUCUUAUUCGUCAUUGCAGGAUUCAUACUGCAGAAAAACCAUUUAAAUGCAAUGAUUGUGGGAAAGCCUUUCCCAGAUGUACAACACCAACUCUACAUCAAAAAACUCAUACUGGAGAGAAACCCUAUGAAUGCAAUGAAUGUGGGAAAACAUUACGAUCAAGUUCUAAUCUUACGCAGCACCAGAGUACUCAUACAGGAAUAAAACCUCAUCAGUGCAGUGUAUGUGGGAAGGCAUGUUCUCAAAAGUCUGAUCUUACUCAUCAUGGUAGUAUUCAUACUGGAGAGAAACCAUAUAAAUGCAGUGAAUGUGGAAAGAUCUUUCGCCAGAAGUCAGAUCUUAUGCAACACUUCAGGAUUCAUACUGGAGAGAAACCUUUCAAAUGUGGGAAAGCCUUUCCAUGUAUCACAACAUUGACUCGACAUAAGAGAACUCAUACUGAAGAGAAACCCUAUGAAUGCAAUGAAUGUGAAAAGGCCUUCACACAGAAUGCAGGUCUUUCAUUCCAUAGAAGAAUUCAUCCCAGAAAGAAGUCUUAGGAAAGUACAAAGACAUUCCCACUAGAUCAGAAUAUAGAAUUCAUGAUGAACAAAAAGUAACAUAUUAAU